CCGAUAACCGAUUACGAUAAUCGAUUUCGAUUUGCUUGCAGUCGUGUUGACAGCUGACUGUGUCUCACUGUUGUGCUUAUAAUACCAUUAUCAAUGGGGGGUCUAACAGUUUUAAAAUUGGCGAGUAACGUGAUCAGGGCAACCAGACGAAAUUGCAUUUCAGCAGACCACAAACCAGAGGCAAAGUUCUAUAGCAGAUCCAGCAAAACAGACAGCUUCUACGUCAACGACCAUAAAAAAAUGCUUCACCAGCUGCCAAUCUAUGCCAGCGGCGAGAUUGUACGCGGUUUUGGCCGUGGCUCCAAAGAGCUAGGCAUUCCAACGGCAAACUUAGCGCUUGAUGUUGUAAAGUCUUUGCCCGAAUCCCUGCACACCGGAGUCUACUAUGGCUGGUCCAAUGUAAAUAACGGUGAGGUGUACAAAAUGGUUCUAAGUGUGGGAUGGAAUCCUUUCUACAACAACAAGGAAAAGAGCGUGGAAACGCAUAUGCUGCAUAAAUUCGAUUGUGAUUUGUAUGGGCAAACGUUAAAAAUCUGCAUUGUAGGAUAUUUGCGACCUGAGAAAAAUUUCGACUCGCUGGACGACUUAAUUAAAGUUAUUAAGUCGGACAUAGAAGAGGCGAAAACGUUGCUGGACAAGCCGGAAAAUAGAAAGCUGCAAGAGAAUCCCUUCUUUUCAGACAAAAUUUCAAAAUGUUGAAUAUGUAGAUCGCUACGCUAUAGUUUUGUUAUCAUUCAGGUACUUUGAUGACUCGAAUUUCCGAGAUUCACGUAAUUGAUAGAUAAAAUUGAAUGUACUUAAGAUAAAUCUUGAUCUUGAAUUAAAUGUUUACAUUUCCAUCACGUAA
Molecule: messenger RNA, 847 nt
Organism: Drosophila montana
Lineage: Eukaryota; Metazoa; Arthropoda; Insecta; Diptera; Drosophilidae
Gene: Rfk
Product: Riboflavin kinase
Exons: 3
Coding region: 94-699 (201 amino acids)
Biological process (GO): FMN biosynthetic process; riboflavin biosynthetic process
Cellular component (GO): mitochondrion
Molecular function (GO): riboflavin kinase activity
Source: RefSeq, a predicted model, not a curated record